This is a messenger RNA of Paramormyrops kingsleyae, 3229 nucleotides long. RefSeq names its product SERTA domain-containing protein 4-like. Lineage: Eukaryota; Metazoa; Chordata; Actinopteri; Osteoglossiformes; Mormyridae. The record is from RefSeq and is a predicted model, not a curated record.
UUGCAGAAAGCGCCGUGGUGUUUCUUGUUGCACAAAAACGGGAUAUUUUAAGACAUACGAGUGAUGCGCGUCCCGAUGAGAUUAUUAAGGCAGCGGUACAGCGGCCACUCGGAACUGCAGGGAUAAUUGAUAUAAAAAGAAACGGGAUUCAUGUCAAAGCGACGAAUGCCAAAAUACACCAAGACACCGCACCACAGGAAGAUCGUUUUACAUCUUAAUACGUCUCGCAAGCCCUCUGCCUUGGACCAAAAAGUGAACUGCUAUUAAAAGUGGUGUUUGACGGAAAUGUAUGAAGGCCAGGGGACACAACAGAGGAUCGGGACCCCAGGCAGAGAGUACGUCUGUGGCUGAUUUCUCUCUCCAUCAGGUAUCCGCCCACGCACUACAGGUGCCUUUGAGAUUUCAUGCGCAACCAAAUCGACCGACGACGUCGAAGGUUGCGUACUUCAAGAGGAAGUAUGCGGAAGAGGAAGACUUACAUAGGGAUUUUCAUGAAUACUUUCAGCAACACCUGAUACUGCCAGAGGAUCGGCACUGCAUUCUCCAGCUGUCCCUGGAGAAGCUUAGGUUCCUUGAAGACCCAGAGAUCUACCUGCGGCGGUCCGUGCUCAUCAACAACCUGCUGCGGAAACUGCACCGGGAAGAGGGGCGGGCCGAGGAGGGGGGGGCUGGGCCCUGUACUUGGGACUCUCCUCAGAGGCAGCACUACCCUGAUGCAAAGAGGCUGAAGGCAGUGGUGGCAGACUGCUGCACCCAGGUCUUUGCCUACGGUGAGGUACCGCGGUACCAUGUAGUGCCAGGCUGCCUCUAUGGGCACCCGCCUGACUGCAAUGCCCAGGUUCUGAUCUACAAACUGGGUGACAAUGGAUGAGCAGGUGCCCAGUGUAUGGUUAAAAAAAAACAGAACCGUGCGUGUUCAACAAUGACCAACGGCCAGAGAUACAAAUUGCCGCAGUGUGGGCUGCCUUCACUGAGCGCUUGUGCCAUCAGUCUCCUGCUUUCAAAAUGGAAACCACAACCUGUCAAGACGUUUUGACAAGCUCAGCACUUAGUGAGAGUACAGAUCAAGGGCUGGGUUUAGAGAGCACCUCUGUACUUCACUGCUACAGCACACUGGCAUCAUGAACAACAACUGUUGGCAGGCCUGCUUCACAGUCACUGCUAAUGCAAAUCCAGGAUUGCAGCUGGGGCUGCAGCUGCAGUUUCAGGGAUAUAUAUAUAUACAUACAUAUAUAUAUAUGUCUAUAUAUUUUUGUCAACAUAGCUAUUCUGACCAUGCAUAUAUUUUACUAAAAUGACUUUUAAAAUUGUGUAAAAUUGCAAGUUUACCUUAGCUUUAAAACAAAGUGCAGGGGCUAUGUACUGUGGCCUGUCAUGCGUUUUUUUGUAUAGAUAUCUUUGUAUAUUUACUACAGCAAGAGUUUUAAUUGAAAAAUGAACAUCCUGACCCCUGGCGGCAUAUGUGAAACGAUACAUUAAUUUAGAAGUGAAUAUGAUCAGGUUUGCAUGUUUGUUACCUUGUGGUGGUUAUCAUUUAAUAUCUGUUGUUCAUGCGUUGGAAGGAACUAGGGAGUGUGAAGCAGUUUGUGCCCGAAACGAGAUCCAGACAGAUACACAAUUUAUUUUCCACUGGUAAUCAUUCUUGUGUGCGUUUGAUGCAACUUUAUUUGGAAAGGGCUCGAUGUUGCCCUCUAUUGGCUUGGCGUCACUGAACAAGGAGAAUGUUACACAUAAGACGCCUUCAAAGUGGGCGUCCCAGCAACUUUUGAUAUUAACCGUUUAAUUUGUUCAUACGUGUAUCUGUGUGAUCGUUAUGUUGUCUGCUGUCCUAAAGUCAAACUCAGAAUCAUCAGAAAAAUGUCAUAUUUGCGAGAUCUGUGGCGUUUUUUUCCACAAUUAAAAAAAUUGAAACGCUCCGGAUCGUACUACUUUCCCAGGCUGUAUACGAUACCUUAUCGGCGCAUCUCGGUGACUCGUCGGUAGAAUUGCGUUUGCAUAACUGCAGAUUAGCUUUGUCGGCUGGAUAACGCUUGCCAGCUUAAUGUUUAGUUAAACGUGGGACCGAUUGCAUUAAGAUAUGUAUUAAACGUGUCCGAUUACUCAGAGCCGCCUCCUAUAUUUAUAGUUACCAGAAGGCUAUGAGCUGAAUAUUAAAAAAAUGUCUCAAUCGGAGUGUUUUCUUGGCAGGCAGUUGAUGUCACCUGUUUUGUUUACAAUAGUAGACUUAAUAUUGUCGAUUGACCAUCUUUGGCUUCGCACCUCUGCCUCUCUCUUAAUCCCAGGCCUAUUUUACGACCCAAUCUGGAGACUGAUUCUAACUGACCUUUAAUGCGACCUUAAGCUGUCAUUGUAAGCCUAAAGCUAUCUUUGAGGUUCUUGUUUCUGCACUGUCGACACAAACAACGCGAAUUCAGCCGUCUCGCAAAGUUUAAAACUGAGUGAUAUUAAAAUCAUGCAUUUAUUGCUAUUUGGUUUACGCAGCCUGUCUGUUUUUGUGGAGCUUUUAUUUUUGUGGAAAAUGUUGGUCUUGAAUAAAUGCUCGAAGGUAGGUUAAUAUGAUGUGCCACAUAAGAGAAACGCUUUGACAGAGACGGAUUUUUUUUGUUGAGGGCUUAAAGGCAUGAUCUUUACCUGUUAAAAUGUAAUACUGUAGCGCCGGAGCCGCUAACCUUUCCACAGUGUUAUUUGCAUUUCCCAUCAUGCAAAGCAGCACUCCUUGUAUUUCAUUUAUGCCUAAAUAGUGGCCCACCGUGAGGGUGUGCGGUUCAGUUAGAACAGGGUACAAUUCAUUGGGAAGAUUUGUUGUCUUAGAAGCAGUGUGAUAAUCGGGCUGUUUUCGUAAUUAUAAUAAUACCAGAUUACAAAAAAAUACAUGGCCGUGUUUUUUGCUUUACCUUCCUGACGCUAUACUAUUAAUGUUGUAUUUAAAUAUUUGAAAAUUAACGUUAUUUACAGAUGUACAGUGUUUGUACGAUAUUACUUCUCUAUUUUGAUAUUAAAGAAUAUUCCAUGUCAGUUUUCCUAAAUGACAAGUAGAACUGGUACAAAAUUAUAAAGACAAUUUUAAAAUUGAAGGGUUAAUGUCUACAUAAUUUAGUACAGCAAAAAAUAUUUUCGAGAAAAUGGGCAUAUUCUUCACUUAAUUUUGUUGCCAAAUGUUAGAGAAGUAGCAUCAAUGAUCUGCCUUAUUUUUCUGAGAUGAGCUCUAUAAAAUAAAAUUGAAUGUUCA